Marmota monax (woodchuck) is the source of this 2741-nucleotide messenger RNA. It is a transcript of the gene Gdpd1, whose product is annotated as glycerophosphodiester phosphodiesterase domain containing 1. Lineage: Eukaryota; Metazoa; Chordata; Mammalia; Rodentia; Sciuridae. The record is from RefSeq and is a predicted model, not a curated record. The transcript has 11 exons. Gene Ontology annotation, cellular component: endoplasmic reticulum membrane. Gene Ontology annotation, biological process: N-acylethanolamine metabolic process; glycerophospholipid catabolic process. Gene Ontology annotation, molecular function: phosphoric diester hydrolase activity; phosphatidylcholine lysophospholipase A1 activity. The coding region runs from base 98 to 1153 and encodes 351 amino acids.
GGGCGAGCAGACCUCGAGCAGCCGCCGCAGCCGUCGCGACCGCAGCAGCGGAGUUCAGAGGCCCUGGAGGUGGGUGACUUCCCACACGGUGACUGAGAUGUCGUCCACCGCGGCUUUUUACCUUCUCUCCACCCUAGGAGGGUACUUGGUGACCUCAUUCUUGUUGCUUAAAUACCCGACUUUGCUGCACCAGAGAAAGAAGCAGCGAUUCCUCAGUAAACACAUCUCUCACCGUGGAGGUGCUGGAGAAAAUUUGGAGAAUACAAUGGAAGCCUUUCAGCACCCGGGAGAAUUUGAACUAAGUUUUUGUUCUGCUUCUCACCAAAGACUUAUAAAAAGGCUUAGAGAUUAUUUUUCCUGUUAUCAGACUCGAAGUGCAGUCACAAUUGGAACUGAUAUGUUGGAACUGGACUGCCAUAUCACAAAAGAUGAACAAGUUGUAGUAUCACAUGAUGAGAACCUGAAGAGAUCAACUGGGGUCAAUGUAAACAUCUCUGAUCUCAAAUAUUGUGAGCUCCCGUCUUACCUUGGUAAACUGGACGUCCCAUUUCAAAGAGCAUGCCAGUGUGAAGGAAAAGAUAACCGAAUUCCAUUACUGAAGGAAGUUUUUGAUGCCUUUCCUAAUACCCCCAUUAACAUCGAUAUCAAAGUCAACAACAAUGUGCUGAUUAAGAAGGUUUCAGAAUUGGUGAAGCAGUAUAAGCGAGAACACUUAACAGUGUGGGGUAAUGCCAGUUAUGAAAUUGUAGAAAAGUGCUACAAAGAGAAUUCAGAUAUUCCUAUACUCUUCAGUCUACAACGUGUUCUGCUUAUUCUUGGCCUUUUCUUCACUGGCCUCUUACCUUUUGUGCCCAUUCGAGAACAAUUUUUUGAAAUCCCAAUGCCUUCUAUCAUACUGAAUUUUCGGCAGACACAACAUCUUUGUUUGUAUGUGGUGCUGAGGAUCGAACGCGGGCCGCACGCAUGCCAGGCUAAAGGAACCACACACCAUGUCCAGAAGUCAAAAGUUUCUCAUCUGGCUUUCCGAUAUGUGUAUGUUUGGGUAUUAAAUGAAGAACAAGAGUACAAAAGAGCUUUCGAUUUGGGAGCAACUGGAGUGAUGACAGAUUAUCCAACAAAGCUCAAGGAUUUUUUACAUAAUUUUUCAGCAUAGAAAAAGGAAGUAUUCAAAGAAAACACAAAAAGACCUAAGAAAAUAAAAUUUCACCGUCAUUUCCCUAAGAUAUUUCCAGAAUGGUAAAAGUUUUAAUCAGUUAAGUGUUUAUUACCUCAUUUUUAAGCCUGUAUGAGAAUGUAGAAACAAUAUAUUGUAUAUUUAUUUCAAACAAUAUUGCAUAUUUCACAUUUAUAAAUUGUUUAGAAAGAUAACUUGUUUUGAGAUGUAAGUAGAUUAUUAAGAUGUCUGUAUAUACCAUUGUGGUGGAACACUCCUGUAAUCCCAGCAGCUCGGGAGGCUGAGGCAGGAGAAUCACAAGUUUGAGGCCAGCCUCAGCAAUUUAGCAAGGCCUUAAGCAAUUUAGUGAGACCUUCUCAAAAUUAAAAAAAAAAAAAAAGUCUGUAUAUGAUGCUGUAUUCUACUAGUCUAAGUAAUUUUGAAAUCAAAGGCUAUUGGAUAAACUUGUCAUUAGCUCUCACUGGAAUAAGAUCAACUAAUUUAGUAAAAGAAAAUUAUUGAAGGUCAUUAGAGCUGUUUCGCAUUGUUUCAUUAUCUCUAGAUACAUCUUAGUGAAAAGGGAAAAAUACAAUGGAAGAAGAGCUUGAAAAUCAAUGUCAUAAUUAUCUGGCAAGUUAUGCAUCAUUAAUAGAAGGCAAGCUCAAAGAAAUACUUUAUCAGAAACAAAAUCUGUAGACUAAUUAGAUUUCUCAGUUGCUGUUGUUAUGGGGAUAUUGUACUUGUAAUCUUUUUCAGGUGUGUAACAAUGCUACCAUGUCUUUUUUAAUACAUGAAAAAUAGACUUUUAGGGCUAGGGCUGGGGCUAGGGCUGAGUGGCAGAGUGCUUGCCUGGUAUGUGUGAGGCACUGGGUUUGAUCCUCAGCACCACAUACAAAAAUAAGCAAAUAAAAUAAAGUCAUGUUCUCCAUCUACAACUACCAAAAAAUUUUAAAAAAUACUUUUGGUUUUAAAUUAAAACAAGAUCCAAAUAAUCAUGUUUUUAUGUUUCCUCUAAAGAAAUCUAAGAUUUUCAUUUUCUGUCAUUGACUUGACUGUUUGAACCUAUAUCUAGAUUUUAAAUAAUAUCUUGAAUCCUAAUAAUCAUAUGAAACUGAUGAAAGUACAUAUCAUUGUUUCUAAUACAUACAGUAUGAACCAUCUGUUGCUGAUCCUUAAGGAUUCCUUCUUGGGCUGGGUAUGUGGUUCAGAGGUAGAGCACUUGCCUAGCAUGUGCAAGCAAGGCCCUGGGUUCAAUCUCUAGCAUGGAAAAAAAAAAAAAAUCAUUCUUUAGAGUAUGAAGUAGAAAGAGAAUGUAAUUUUCCAAACAUUAGACAUCACUUUCUCAGCUGUUCUGAUGUGACUUCGUGUAAUCUAUCUCUAAUAUUUUUAACUAAUUUUAUGAUCUCAGAUUGGAAGAUAAAUAUAAUCUGGAGUAAUAAAUGUCUUUUACCUAGAUUAUGCCUCUCAUUUGGAAUUUGCCAACGAUGUAGCUAUAAAGGAUGACCAUACUCUCAUCUGUUCCUGGAUGACAUAAAUAUCAUUUGCUUUGUUGUUUAAACUGAAAUAAAGUUUUCCAAGAACAAAAUAA